AUGCUGCAGCUCGCAGCCUCCAGCAUACUCGGUCUCACGGUGCCCCACGCGCCCCACGCGCCUCCGCGCUGCCUCGCCGCCUCGCGUGCCGCCUCGCCCGUCUGCGUCGAUGACAAGUCAGAGGUCGAGGAGUACUUCAACAACGAGGGCUUCAACCGCUGGAACCGCAUCUACUCGGAGGACGGCGAGGUCAACGCGGUGCAGCUGGACAUCAGGACUGGCCACGGGCAGACGGUGGACAAGAUCCUGAAAUGGGUCGACUCGGACGGGAGGGAGUCCCUGUCCGACGGCACCUGGUGCGACGCCGGCUGCGGCGUCGGCUCGCUCGCCAUUCCGCUCGCCCAGCGCGGCGCGACCGUCGUCGCCUCGGACAUCGCGGGCGCGAUGGCGUCCGAGGCAGAGCGGCGUGCGGCGGACUUGGGCCUGAGCGAGCGCGCGUCCUUCUCGACGUCGGACCUCGAGUCGCUCAGCGGCGAGUACGACACCGUCUCGUGCAUCGACGUCAUGAUCCACUACCCGCCCGAAAAGAUGGCGGGCAUGGUGGGGCACCUCGGCGGCAUCGCAAAGGAGCGGCUCAUCCUCUCCUUCGCGCCGGACACGUGGUACUACCGCGCCCUCAAGCGCUUCGGCGAGCUCUUCCCGGGCCCGUCCAAGACGACGCGCGCCUACUUGCACACCGAGGAGGCCGUCCUCAAGGCGCUCUCCGAAGCCGGCUUCGCCCCGUCGCGCACCGAGAUGACGGGCACGAACUUCUACUUUUCGCGCCUCAUCGAGGCGGUGCGCCAGUGAGGAGCAAAGGAGAGAGCGCCACACCACGACCCCCGCGCCACGGGGCUGGCCGAAGAGUGUGAGAGGUCCCGGCCUCUACUUCAGCCUCUACAUGCUAGAUGUAGCUUUGGUGUGCCCGGGCGGGCGGCCUGCCUCCUCGUGCCUUCGCGCUGUCCUUUGUCCAUCUCUGGAGAUCUCCCCUGGGGGCCAUGAUAAAACGAAAACUUUCGC
This is a messenger RNA of Emiliania huxleyi CCMP1516, 999 nucleotides long. It is a transcript of the gene MPMT1, whose product is annotated as protoporphyrin IX methyltransferase. The transcript has 5 exons. NCBI's taxonomy places the organism in Eukaryota, Haptophyta, Isochrysidales, Noelaerhabdaceae. Gene Ontology annotation, molecular function: magnesium protoporphyrin IX methyltransferase activity. The coding region runs from base 1 to 789 and encodes 262 amino acids. The record is from RefSeq and is a predicted model, not a curated record. Gene Ontology annotation, biological process: chlorophyll biosynthetic process.